AUGUCUUUUGGUCUUUUAAUCCAUCUAUUCACAAAACCUGAUUAUCUAAAUGUAAAAAAAAGAGAGGAUCAUGGUAUGAGUAUUCAAUCUAUAACAGCACUGGGAGAUAACAAGACCUACAUCAUCUCUGCCUAUUAUGACUCUCGAAGAAGCAAGUCAGUGCGAGUACUUGCAAUAAUCCAUGAGUCGGUGAAGGAGCUUUAUUGCUGGUUUCAUUGUGCCUACAAGGAUCAUGUUCUGGUCACAGCACAAAUAGACCUUCAUCAGGACAGAUUUGGAUUUCGAUAUGGUACAGCAGAUCUUCUGUGUGAGGAGCCUCCAGAUUGUAUUUAUGAGUUUGUGUCUGUUCAUUGGUCCAAAACUAGACCUAUAACUUCUGUUCCCAGGUUUGAGGUAAAAAACCGUGUUGUUGGACCAUUCUCUGUAAACUUUACUGUCUGUAUCUCCGCGAUAUAUGGAGAGUAUAAUAAUGUAUUACAGAUGAUUCAGAGCUUUGAAAUGUACAAACUACUUGGAGCAAAUAGAGUAACAAUUUAUAAGAACGGAUGCCAUGAGAAUGUUGAGAAGGUCUUACAAUAUUAUGUUAAGGAAGGGUUCCUAGAUGUAGUAACUUGGCCAAUAGACAGAUACCUGCGGACGUCUAACAAAUGGCUACAAUCUAGAGAUCCUAAAAGUCAAGUUGGUUAUUAUGGUCAAUCUGCAGUGCUAAAUGAUUGCAUGUAUAGAAACAUGUAUAGAAGUAAAUUUGUUCUUCUCAAUGACAUUGAUGAAAUUAUUCUUCCAACAAAACACCUUGACUGGGAAUCUCUCAUGUCCACUCUUCAGGAAAAAUAUCCACAAACCAGUGUCUUCCGUAUAGAAAAUCAUUUUUUUACAAGAUUUCUUAAUGAUUCAGAGGGUGACAUGUGGAACGAUAUUCCUGGGGUCAAUAUCCUUCUUCAUACUUCCAGACUACCUAUUAACCCAGCUAUAUUCAACAGUCGUAAAAUGAUAAUUAAUCCAAGGCAGGUUUUUCAAACAUCGAUUCAUAAAGUUUUGAAGGCUGAUGGAAAAUCCACUGAUGUUUCUAUUGAUGAUGUGAUUCUUUUUCAUUGUAAAAACAUAGGUCAACCCAAACUUGCUAAUGAGACUCUCAUUGAAGACAACACAAUUGUGAGAUACCAUAACCGUUUGGAGCAGAAAGUGGAUAAUGCAAUUCAUAACAUUCAUUGGAUGCACAAGUGUUGGAAAUUCUUUGGUUAUUAUCUUAAGUGUCACAUGUAG
This is a messenger RNA of Bombina bombina (fire-bellied toad), 1263 nucleotides long. Its product is annotated as beta-1,4-galactosyltransferase galt-1-like. NCBI's taxonomy places the organism in Eukaryota, Metazoa, Chordata, Amphibia, Anura, Bombinatoridae. Bases 1 to 1263 code for a protein of 420 amino acids. The transcript has a single exon. The record is from RefSeq and is a predicted model, not a curated record.